Pelagomonas calceolata is the source of this 821-nucleotide messenger RNA. NCBI's taxonomy places the organism in Eukaryota, Pelagophyceae, Pelagomonadales, Pelagomonadaceae. The record is from the annotation of a GenBank genome assembly.
AUGCCGCUCGUCCGCCUCUUCGCGCACAAGGCCUUGACGAAGGCCAUCCCGCUGCCUAAAUUGCAGGCCAGGCUCUGCGAGAUCUGGGGCGUGAAACCCCAGACGACGAAGCUCCUGCUCACGCGCGUCGACGACUGGACGAGCGACCAGUUCGACGAGGACGUCUACGUGAGCGUCCGCGCCAAGGCCACGCCCGAGCGGACGCGCGACGUCGUCCUCGAGGGCUGCCGCCAGGUCCAGGAAGCAUUCCGCGCCGAGGGCCUCGUCGCGAACGUGCGCCUCGAGACCUACGUCGGGGACUCGUACUUCCACUUGCCGCCGCCUGCUUCGUCCUAGUCGUCAUGGGCCAGACCAAGUACGGCCCGCCCGUCGUCAUGGGCAGCGAGGACAUCAUGGGCCCGAAGGCCCACGGCACGUGCACGCAACCGGUCCAGCACGACCUGCGCUUCGGCUGCGACGCCAAAACGGCCGACAGGAUCUGCUGCUUCAACCGCCACUACGCGGAGCACUCGGGCUACGCCUGGGGCACGUCGUGGCCGACGGAAAUUCCCGAGGAGCCGAUCAACUACUACGACUCCGUGAGCGGCAAGCAGCUCUUCCGGGCGCCCGUCGGCCGCACGAAGGCCGAGUUCCUCAAGGAGUCCAAGGCCCACGGCUGGCCGUCGUUUAGAGAUGCCGAGGUCAACUGGGAGCACGUGCGCGUUCUGGGGGACGGCGAGACCGUGUCCGUCGACGGAACUCAUUUAGGGCACAACCUCCCCGACGGCAAGGGCAACCGCUACUGCAUCAACCUCGUGUGCGUCGCGGGGAAGCCCGUGUGA